Acanthosepion pharaonis is the source of this 2934-nucleotide messenger RNA. The record is from the annotation of a GenBank genome assembly. Lineage: Eukaryota; Metazoa; Mollusca; Cephalopoda; Sepiida; Sepiidae.
AUGUACAAACACGACCCCGAGAAGGAAAAUGAUGCUAAUGUGCUAGCCUCUAGCAAUCACAGAAUUCAUCAUUCUGAACAAGAGACUGCAAACUUUACAGAUCUGACCAGCGAUAAAAGACACAGACCGGGCAAAGGGAAAAUUCCAUCUUUUCAUUCGUGCCGCGAAGACGGCGAGAAACCACACGAUCUUCUGGAUAGAUCCUGCCCGAGGUCACAAUUGAGCCAGGAUGUGCAUUCAAGUAGUUCUCGGUCACGUGAUGUCAUUGCUCGUGAGAGUCGACAGGUUACUUCCGAACAUGUCGAAAAAGUGGGCUACUGCAAAGCCUACGAAAGAGGAACGAGAAAAAUCGGUACCCAAGGCUUCGAUUGCCGUGGAAGGAAUUCUGACAACGAGGAAAACGAACGAGAAGACACACGGGAACACAAUUCGGAAUGUAAUCCGUGCCGGGCGUCUGGCGAACAAGUCCCAAAAUAUAGCACUAACUUGCCGAAAGGUCAGGUGUUAUUCAAUGACAAGGAAGAAGGCAAGUCUUUAGAUGCUGAGCAAGAGAUUAGUUCGCUGGGAAUGAGUCGUUACAGAGAGUUAAAUAAAGUCGCUCAAAAUGGAAACAAAGGAGUUAAUCACGACAGCAGGCGCUCAUGUCAGGAUGAUAGCGAAGAAGUUAAACUAAUUCAACAAUUGGAGCCAAGUGGCGAUACAAACAGUAAGAGGUUGAAUGAAAAUAACGUAGAAAAUAAAGAUGAUGAUGAGAAUGGAGACUUAAGUGUAGCUAUAGCGAAUAGCGAUGCAAAAAUUAUAACCAACAUCAACAACAACAGUAAUUACAACAUAAAAAAUAAUGUUGACGUGUAUCCAACUUUGAGACGUACCAAAGAUAACGUCACCAGUAAGACGUCAUCGGAUAAUGGUGUUUCUUUGAACAGUCAGAGAAUCAAGAAUAUGGAUAAAAAAUCAAACGGGCUCUAUGCUAACGAGCAGAGAUAUGGUAUCAGUUGCGGUUGCAAAAACAAAGCUAAGAUCAGAGACAAUGCAAGGGGAUUUGUGACGGUGCCAAAUGUUAAGGUGUUCCAGUCCCCAAACUCAGACUUAAUAGCUUUAGAUGUACAAAGCGAUGAAAGCCUGCCAGAAAGACGAGAAACAUUGUUUAUAUCAUGUGGCCCUAAAGAUAUUGCCAUAGACGACGAGUUACUGAUCGGGAGCCAGAUUGAUAAAAUCCAAGAAAACGUCGGACAGGAAAUGUACAUUUUAAAAACUGAUUCCAAAUCUGGCCAAAUCGACGCAAAGUCAGAAACCGAAGACCGUGUCACGGCGCUGUUACUUACAACCCAGCAGCAUGAGGGCAAGGAAAAGACGCACUCGUUUGAGAACGUGGUCUCCCAAAGCGCACAGCCGCAGUUUACGAAUCUUCGUCCCCUUAAAAAGAAUAUUCUCAUGCGCGAGUCAGCCAGGAAGGAAAGUUUAGAGGAAAAUCAAAAGCUUCCUUGCAGAUGUCAAGAUCUGCACAUCGCCUUUGAACCAUUCUCAUUGCAAAAGCAUUUUAAGAAAUCUAAAGUGCAUUGCCGUAACUGCAUCGUACACACGGCACCAUCGGAGCAAGUUAAACAAGACAGAGACGCAAACCAAGUCUCUGUACCUACUAAGGACGCUGAAAUCGGUAGUAACGCAUUACACAAUAAACCGAUGUCACCUGCUCGGUUCACGCGAACGCAAACACCUUCAGCACCGCCUUUAAUCUCUGCUGAAAAGCUUACCAAUCCGAGACACCCGAAAAAGACCCUGCUCGAUAACUAUCUCCGAGAAACGAGGGAAACGCUUAAAGCAGACGAAGUUUCAUUAUGCGACCAGGGCUUGCAAACUGCUCUCUCUCUCGGAUCGACUUCUGUGCCGACAGAAGAAGCGAGGCAAGAAAGUCCUGCUAACGAAAUCCCAGAUGAAAGAGUGAGUUUCGAAUUGCAGCUGAAUAUGGCUUCUUUGACGGCGUCGACUUCACAAUCCAUGUUCGAUAAGCCCGGUGAUGCUCUGAGUUCAGAUCGUGUCGUCGGGGAUUUUAAUUACCAACCCGAAAAAGACACCAGCUCGCGGUUUUCUGUGCUUUUUGAUGAAAGGAACACAACGGUGGAUUCAGAUUCACAACAAUAUUCUGAAAAUCAUGAGAGCGGCUCAGAGUUUCCUUUUGCAUUCAGUCUGCUAAUAUCUAUCUAUCCUGGUUUCUAUCUAUCUAUCUAUCUAUCUAUCUAUCUAUCUAUCUAUCUAUCUAUCUAUCUAUCCUGGUCUCUUCCUAUCUAUCUAUCUAUCUAUCUAUCUAUCUAUCUAUCUAUCUAUCUAUCUAUCCUGAUCUGUUACUAUCUAUCUAUUUAUCUAUCUAUCUAUCUAUCUAUCUAUUUAUCCUGGUCUGUUCCUAUCUAUCUAUCUAUCUAUCUAUCUAUCUAUCUCAUCUUUUGUUUUAUGUUUUUCCCCGUUAGACUCGAGUGCUUCUAUGACAGCGAGAGCCGACGAAUGGGUUACAUACAUCGGCAAUCUCCGGCUAUUUCCGUCCCUUACAUCAUGAUCGGGUCGGUCGAAUUCAUCACGGUUCGCAGCGCUUUGAAACUUUUUUCCGAAUUUGAUGAGAAUUGCUUCGUCAAGUGUUUUCUUCGCGACGAUAAGAAGGCAGUGUGUCAGACAACCUGCAGUCAGGACCAGGCCACGCUACUCAGGAAGAUAAAUACCUUGCCGGACGUACAAGCUACAGUAGGUGAGGAUCUCGUGCAAAUCGGCCCGUUGAUUUAUAACUUUCAUCGAUUCAAAGAAACCAUGAGGCGGUUACGAAUUCACAACAAACAGACGGCGCAGAUUCAGUCCCACAAUUCCGAAGACCAAUAUUCUCUCUCUCUCUCUCUCUCUCUCUCUCUCUCUCUCUCUCUCUCUCUCUCUCUCAGACAAGCAGAUUGA